Messenger RNA from Nannospalax galili (Upper Galilee mountains blind mole rat), 2638 nucleotides. RefSeq names its product CRK like proto-oncogene, adaptor protein (gene Crkl). The record is from RefSeq and is a predicted model, not a curated record. NCBI's taxonomy places the organism in Eukaryota, Metazoa, Chordata, Mammalia, Rodentia, Spalacidae. Gene Ontology annotation, biological process: positive regulation of ERK1 and ERK2 cascade. Bases 521 to 1432 code for a protein of 303 amino acids. Gene Ontology annotation, molecular function: protein binding. The transcript has 3 exons.
GAGUGCGCUGGACUAAGGGGGAGGUGCCCGGCUGCUUCUCCCGCGUCCGCCAUUUUGUUACUGUGGCUAUUUGGAACGGGGUGGGUAAAACCGCGGUGGAGGCGCGGCGCUCGUUGGAGUAGGGUGCUUCGUGUGACGGCGGGGGUGGGUGCAGGUCAGUGGGGCUGCAGAGCCGGCGGGUUCCAGGCCCGGGAGUCACCGGAGCCACCCCCGAUACGCCGGGCAGCUGAGAAUCCCGAGGCGGCCUCCUCUCCCGCUACGCUUCGCCCACUUCGACCCCUGGGCUUUGCUCUGUAUUCCCCGGGCCGGCGGUCUCCGUGAGGCGGCCAGGGUGCAGGCGGGCGGGCGGUGGCGGAGGAUGCUGCGGGCCCGGACCCGAGAGGAAGGUCUCGGCCCAGCCCUGUAAGCGUUCCUCGCGGUGUGCCGAGAGGCCCUUCCACGGCCCCAAAGCCGUCAAGUGGUAAAGGUUUCCAGAGAGGCGAGAGCAGCAGCAGCCGCCGCCCAACCCGGGCCCAGCACCAUGUCCUCCGCCAGGUUUGAUUCUUCAGACCGCUCUGCCUGGUACAUGGGGCCAGUGUCUCGCCAGGAGGCGCAGACCCGGCUCCAGGGCCAGCGCCACGGCAUGUUCCUAGUCCGGGACUCCUCUACCUGCCCUGGGGACUAUGUGCUGUCGGUGUCCGAGAACUCGCGUGUCUCCCACUACAUCAUCAACUCCCUGCCCAACCGCCGCUUUAAGAUCGGGGACCAGGAGUUUGACCAUUUGCCGGCCUUGCUGGAGUUCUACAAGAUCCACUACCUGGAUACCACCACCUUAAUCGAGCCAGCGCCCAGGUAUCCAAGCCCACCAAUGGGCUCUGUCUCAGCACCCAACCUGUCUACAGCAGAAGAAAAUCUGGAAUAUGUACGGACUCUGUAUGAUUUUCCUGGGAAUGAUGCUGAAGACCUACCUUUUAAAAAGGGUGAGAUCCUGGUGAUAAUAGAAAAGCCUGAAGAACAGUGGUGGAGUGCCCGGAACAAGGAUGGCCGGGUUGGAAUGAUUCCUGUCCCUUACGUUGAAAAGCUUGUGAGAUCCUCACCACAUGGAAAGCAUGGAAAUAGGAAUUCCAACAGCUAUGGCAUCCCUGAACCUGCUCACGCCUAUGCUCAACCUCAGACCACAACUCCUCUACCUACAGUUGCCAGUACUCCUGGGGCAGCCAUCAACCCUUUGCCAUCCACACAGAAUGGACCUGUCUUUGCAAAAGCAAUCCAGAAAAGAGUACCUUGUGCUUAUGACAAGACUGCCUUGGCAUUAGAGGUUGGUGACAUUGUGAAAGUUACAAGGAUGAAUAUAAAUGGCCAGUGGGAAGGCGAGGUGAAUGGGCGCAAAGGGCUUUUCCCCUUUACACAUGUCAAAAUCUUUGACCCUCAGAACCCAGAUGAAAACGAGUGAUUGCUGCUGCCAUUUCCUGCUGCUUCGUUGUUCUGCCUGUCAUAGUCUCCUUUGAAGUGGGAAAGCAUUCUCUCAUAAGCAAGUUACACUGUGCUGCUGACGUCCAGUUUUCUGUAUACUGGCGGUCUCAUACACAUUUGGAAUGCCUACAGCAGCUGCCACUUGGUGUUUGUAUCAUAGUCACAUUGUCAGAGAGUAGCUGGUUUUAGAGUUCUUCUGGAUUAUAAACUGGAAAUGCUGUUGGAAGCACACAGAGAAUUUCACACAGAAAGGGUCCUCCUUCUCAUCACUGCCCUGUUUGAACUUGGGACAGUUUCUCUCAUGUUCACAUUAGAAAGCUUGAGCUGUAAGAUCAUGCCUGUUGCUGUUCCACAAAGUAGUGGUUUUGCCACCAACUUGUUUUUCUUUGGACAACAGAGGAAGUAAACCUCAAGAAAGUUCUAUCCUGAGCUCCUGAAAUCUGGCUUUUCUUUCACUUUCUUUUAUUUUUGGAAGACUAAAAGUUGAGUGUUCUGAACAGAGUUUUAAAUAGCAGGAUGGAUUUUUGUGGUAGUCCAAGCAACGAGACAUGUCCCUGAGCUUCCAAACUGAAGCUGCUGUAACUAAAGGACUAUGAAAAGAUACUUUGAAGUGGAGGCCUUUAUUGUUUUGGUUGCCCACAGUACCUUGUUUUACAGGUAAACAACACACAAAUCAGUAGUCCUGGUAUGUCAUACUGUGUAUGUAGCCUGGGUUAUUUUUCCCCCAGAAGCACCAGAGUGAGGGUGUGAUUUGUGAAAUCUGUUGCUUUCAUUGCUUGUCAAGACAGGACUAGAAGGGGAUGAAGCACUUGGCCAGUUUUCUGUCCAGCUUUUCAAUGAAUGCACCCCCUUUAAGAAGUCAAAUUUGUUUUAAAAAAUGAGGUCUAUAGAAUUAUUGAAUUCACUAAUUAGAUUCAAUCAUUUUCAUUCACUCACUGAAGCCCACUCAGCCUUCCCCAUCUAGACCCAACUUCUCCAGGCAACUGGAAAGUGAUGGUGCUGCCUGUUACUAGUUCCAUAGUCUAAGCAUCUAUAGUGCUUCUGAGCAAAGAAAAUGCAGGCUCUGGAAUUUAGUAGUGAGUAGAGAAAACUCUUAACCAGUAUACUAUUAACCAUUUAUCAGUUUGUUGAUGUUGAAGCAUUGCCCUGUUAGCUAAAAAAAAAAAAAAAAAAAGUAUUUUAUAUA